Labrus mixtus (cuckoo wrasse) is the source of this 1265-nucleotide messenger RNA. It is a transcript of the gene cpsf4, whose product is annotated as cleavage and polyadenylation specific factor 4. The transcript is spliced from 8 exons. NCBI's taxonomy places the organism in Eukaryota, Metazoa, Chordata, Actinopteri, Labriformes, Labridae. The record is from RefSeq and is a predicted model, not a curated record. Gene Ontology annotation, molecular function: zinc ion binding; RNA binding. Bases 222 to 1022 code for a protein of 266 amino acids.
UUGUGACGUCAGUCAGGUCUGUCCGCGCUGCCGUUGAUAACAGUUAGCAGCUAGAGAACAGUUAGCAUUUAGCAGCUAAUACAACGAGCGGCUCUUUGUUCUCAGUUCAAAGAUUCAGUUUAUAAAACUUGACGUCACAAAGAGAAACUUGUGUUUCCGCAGCGCUGAGUUAAUUCUUAUUAGAGUACAGGUUAGCCUAGCAUCGUUAGCCUAACAUCAACAUGCAGGACCUGCUAGCCAACGUGGACCACAUCAAGUUUGAUCUGGAGUUCGCGGUGAAGCAGCAGCUCGGCGCGCAGCCUCUUCCUUUCCCCGGGAUGGACAAGUCUGGAUCUGCUGUGUGCGAGUUCUUCAUGAGAGCUGCCUGCGUGAAAGGUGGGAUGUGUCCGUUCAGACACAUCAGCGGGGAGAAGACGGUGGUGUGUAAACACUGGCUCAGAGGAUUGUGUAAGAAAGGAGAUCAAUGUGAGUUCCUCCACGAGUACGACAUGACCAAGAUGCCCGAGUGUUACUUCUACUCCAAGUUCGGUGAGUGCAGUAACAAAGAGUGUCCCUUCCUGCACAUCGAUCCUGAGUCAAAGAUCAAAGACUGUCCGUGGUACGAUCGAGGUUUCUGUAAACACGGUCCUGACUGCAGACACCGACACACCCGCAGAGUGAUCUGUGUCAACUACCUGGUGGGUUUCUGUCCUGAGGGGAAGUCCUGUAAAUUCAUGCAUCCUCGCUUCGAGCUGCCGAUGGGAGCGUCUGAGCAGCCUCCUCUCCCUCAGCAAACCCAGAAUAUGGCGAAGCCAGUUCCCACCAUCGGACGCUCGUCCCUCUCUCUAAUCCAGCUCACCAACUCCAGUCCAGGUAUGAGACCUCAGAAUCACACACCUAUGGGAGGAGGUCCGCAGAACAGCAUGAUGGGAAACAGAGGGCCACGCCCACUGGACCAGGUCACCUGCUACAAGUGCGGAGAGAAAGGUCACUAUGCCAACAAAUGCACCAAAGGUCACCUGGCCUUCCUGAGUGGACAGUGACCUUCAGCUGUGAUGUCAUCGUGUCUCUGCAGCGCCACCCUCAGGUGAGCAGAGGAAUCCUCUUCUGUACUGAGGCUGGACUGAAACAAAGACUUUGACUUGGAGUCACUUUGAGGUAACCGCUCUGUACCAGGAUGGACAACAUCAUCAGUGACAUCAUCAGUGACAUCAUCAGAGACUCCAGUGCAGUGUGUAAAUAAAACAGAAGAAAUGUAAAUAAAAGCUGUUUGUACUCUGAAGAAA